AUCUGAAAACCAGACGGUGGCUCACCGUUCUUUCUCGUUGCCGUGUGAUUGAGUCAUCCAGGUUUCUUCCGCCAAGGGUCGUUGUUUCGAGCGAUACAGAUAGAAAUGGCGAGAGAAAAACCAACAGCAGUGUUCAUGGCCUUCGGUACUAAAGGCGACGUAUACCCCAUUGCUGCCAUAGCCGCAGCUUUUGCUAGUGACCAGAAACAAUACAAUGUCAUUCUAAUUAGUCAUUCAGCCCAUGAGAGUUUAAGUUCUCACCUGGCUGAGAAGCAUGUUGAAUAUUGCUCUGUUUCAUCACCACCAGUUUUUUCUGCUGAUCAGAAUAAUGACAUUGCAGGAAUGUCAGAGUCAUCCUUUGCACUGCAGAAACAGGUGGUUACCAGCGAUCAUAGAAAAGAAUGCUAUUCUGCGGUUGAAAGGAUAUUUGGAGAUGGCCCCUGCCUGGAGGGUGACCUUAUUGUGAUUAAUUUUUUUGCACUGCGGUUUCAGGAAGGCUGGAGCCUUGCAGAACUUUUUCAUGUCCGUUGCAUAUUAGCUGCGCCAUAUGUUGUUCCGUACAGUGCACCUGCAUCAUUUGAGCGCCAAUUCUGCAAGGAACUUCCUCUUUUGUACAAGUAUCUCAAUGAUGCUCCAUGUGACAAGGUCUGCUGGAAGGAUGUGAUUCAUUGGAUGUGGCCUCUUUUCACUGAACAUUGGGGAUCAUGGAGAUGUGAUGAUUUACAUCUUAGUCAAUGUCCUUUCACUGAUCCUGUAACUGGCAUUCCGACUUGGCAUCAUAGGCCUCAAUCUCCACUUGUCAUGUAUGGAUUUAGUAAAGAAGUUGUUGAAUGCCCUGCAUAUUGGCCAUCAAAAGUACGGAUUUGUGGCUUUUGGUUCCUCCCUAUGGAAUGGCAGUUUUCAUGUACAAUUUGCAGAGAAAUUUCAGUUGUUGACUCGUCAGAAAAUAAACAUGCUAAAGAGCACUUAUGUCUUAGACAUCAAGCAUUGCAGAACUUUUUAAAGACCACACCAAUUUUUGUUGGGUUGAGUUCUAUAGGAAGCAUGGGUUUUAUGAAAGACCCUCACUCGUUUAUCUGUGUUCUUCAGACUGUUCUGGAGAUGGCAAAUUUCAGAUUUAUUCUUUUUACAGCGGGGUAUAAACCCUUAGAACUAGCAAUUCAGAUGUUUGCUGUUGAAACGUCAGAUCAAAGAUGUGAAAGUGGAGAUUGUGUUUCUCUUUUCAGUGGGCGACUUCUUUGCUUUUCUGGAUCCAUACCAUAUGGUUGGCUUUUCCCAACAUGUGCUGCUGUAAUUCACCAUGGAGGCAGUGGAACUACAGCUGCUGCAUUGCAGGCAGGUGCGCCGCAGGUUGUGUGUCCUUUCAUGUUAGAUCAGUUUUAUUGGGCUGAGAGAAUGUAUUGGCUCGGUGUUUCAUCGGAACCACUCCAUAGAAACCAUUUGCUUCCUGAUAAAAAUGAUGAGAGAAAUGUCCAGGAAGCUGCACAUGCGCUUUCGUCAGCAAUACACAGUGCAUUAUCACCCAAGGUCAAAGCACGUGCAGCUCAAAUUGCUGAAAGAAUAUCAGAUGAGGAUGGUGUAUCAGAGGCAGUGAAGGCCCUCAAGGAAGAGCUAGGUUUAGUCUGAGAUGGGCAAGGCAAUUACAUUAUUUCCAAGUAUUAAUACAUCAUUUAUAUUCAUUGUUACUUCAAAAUUCAAGGUGGAGAAUAUGUUUAUCUCAGCUGUGACGGCAUCAGGUUCUUUUGACACGUUGUUUCCAUGAGCCCCUUCUUGUAAAUAAAUUGAGAUUCAAUGACGUGAAAGUUUAGGUUGUGUUUAAAUUUGAGUUCAUUGAACUUUACUAGAAGUUAAAACAUUGAAGAUGUGAAGAAUGAUAUUUAAACUAAAUCAUGUCAAAGUUUAAGUUUAA
Neltuma alba is the source of this 1909-nucleotide messenger RNA. Its product is annotated as sterol 3-beta-glucosyltransferase UGT80B1. Bases 106 to 1626 code for a protein of 506 amino acids. Lineage: Eukaryota; Viridiplantae; Streptophyta; Magnoliopsida; Fabales; Fabaceae. The record is from RefSeq and is a predicted model, not a curated record. The transcript is spliced from 15 exons.